Molecule: messenger RNA, 2383 nt
Organism: Spinacia oleracea (spinach)
Lineage: Eukaryota; Viridiplantae; Streptophyta; Magnoliopsida; Caryophyllales; Amaranthaceae
Product: probable inactive purple acid phosphatase 27
Exons: 13
Coding region: 41-1963 (640 amino acids)
Molecular function (GO): acid phosphatase activity; metal ion binding
Source: RefSeq, a predicted model, not a curated record
UCUUUAUUAAUAAGUGAGAAAUAUCAGUGAAAAAAAAACCAUGUCUUCUGUUGAUACAGUCCUGAUUGCAAAACUCCACACAUUAAUCUUAUCCAUCAUCAUCCCCAUCUUUCUUCUCCUAUCGAACACAGUUGCAGUUCCCAGAUCUUAUUCACCGAACAUACAUUUCCGAUCGUCACAAAUUGAGAAUAAUGAAAUACCCCAUUUUCGGACGCUUAAUAGACGACAAUUGAUCGAUUGCCCUUUUCCUAAUCCAUACCUUGAGAUUACUGUCAAUACUGUUUCACCUCUCCCUGAUGAAAUUUACAUCAAUGUUACCGUUUCCGGCGUUUUGAAAACGUCCCCAAAAUAUUGGGUCGCCAUGGUUUCGCCUUCUCAUUCUAGCGUCAAGUAUUGCCCACUUAAGGAUUUAUUGUACAAGGAAACCGGGGAUUUUAGUGAUCUUCCUCUUCUCUGCCAUUACCCUGUUAAGGCUGCAUACCUGAAAAAUGAUCCAGAGUUCUUACCCUGCAAAAACAAGGAAUGCAAGAAGCGAGGGGUUGAUGGUAAUUGCAUGGUCGAAACUUGCAGUGCCUCACUGACAUUUCAUGUGAUUAACAUACGAACAGACAUCCAGUUCGUGUUGUUUGACAACGGUUUUAAGGCGCCUUGCAUAUUGAAGGGAACUACACCUUUACCUUUUGCUAAUCCUAACAAGCCACUCUACGGACAUAUCUCAAGCGUUAACUCAGCAGCUACCUCGAUGAGAGUAACAUGGGUGAGUGGAAGCAUUGAACCUCAACAAGUAGAGUAUGGUAAUGGAAAAUCAGUAACAUCAACUGUUGGAACAUUCACACAAGAUGAUAUGUGUGGUGACAUUGCUGGGAAAAGUCCAGCAGAGGAUUUCGGAUGGCAUGAUCCAGGUUACAUACAUACAGCCGUUAUAACAGGCCUUCAACCUUCAGCUAAUUUCUCCUAUAAAUAUGGAAGUGGUGCAGCCGGAUGGAGUGAUAAUAUCCAAUUUCGAACACCACCUGCAGGAGGAGCAAAUGACCUCAAGUUUUUAGCAUUUGGUGAUAUGGGAAAGGCUCCUCGAGACUCCACAUUAGAGCAUUAUAUCCAGCCAGGAUCACUCUCAGUGGUGGCUGCCAUGGCAGAAGAAGUUGCUACAGGCAAAGUGGACUCCAUAUUUCACAUAGGUGACAUCAGUUAUGCAACAGGUUUCUUAGUUGAAUGGGACUACUUUCUUCACCUUAUCACACCUUUGGCAUCUCGAGUUUCUUACAUGACCGCCAUUGGGAACCAUGAAAGGGAUUAUGUUAAUUCAGGAUCAGUAUACAUAACACCAGACUCAGGUGGAGAAUGUGGUGUUCCUUAUGAGAGUUACUUCCAAAUGCCAACCUCAUUAAAGGAUAAACCUUGGUAUUCCAUUGAACAAGGUCCUGUUCACUUCACUGUCAUCUCAACUGAGAAUAACUGGAGGCCAGGUUCCGAACAGUACAACUGGAUGAAAUCAGACAUGGCUUCAGUUGACAGGAGAAGAACUCCUUGGCUUGUAUUUACUGGGCACAGGCCAAUGUACAGUUCAGCUAAAUCGGCUCUACCCAGCGUCGAUCUAUCAUUUGUGAAAUAUAUUGAACCACUACUAGUUCAAAACAUGGUUGAUUUGGUGUUGUUUGGUCAUGUUCACAACUAUGAGAGAACUUGUGCAAUUUAUCGAGGCAAAUGCAUGAGCAAGCCAUUGAAAGAUGAGAAUGGAAUCGACACUUUUGAUAACUCUAAAUAUAAAGCUCCAGUUCAAGCUGUUAUUGGGAUGGCAGGGUUCAGUUUGGAUGAGUUCUCAAAUUUUGCGCCGGAUUGGAGUUUACAAAGGAUCAAUAAGUUUGGAUUUGCAAGAAUACAUGUAACAAGGAAAGAAUUGAAACUCGAGUUUGUGAACUCAAAUACAAGACAAGUUGAGGAUUCAUUUCGAAUCAUAAAGUAGAGUUGAUCAAGAAAGGACAAUGUUUCCGAUUCUGGUUUUAUUUUGAAUCAUAAGGAACUAACUGAAGUAGAGCCGAUCAAGCAAGGACAAUUCACUUCUUGUUUCAUUUCGAAUCAGAAAGUACAGUAAAUCAAGAGUUUCUGCUUCUUGUUUCAAUCCGAAACAAUUCCAGUGUUUCAAAGCACAGAUCCUUCAAUACUACAUUUACAUGAUUCUUGGGGUUUUGAAGAAAUUAUAUAUGGCACUUUGCCAUGAAAAGAGAAGAACGUACAUCAUAUACGAAUACUCCGUACAUGUAAUAGCAUAAGGAUGAUCACAUUACUAAAAUUUCCGUACUUUUUUUGAUAAAUAGUAUAUGAAUUCAGUGUAUACAGUUGAGAAUCGUGAGAUUGAAAGUUACAUUAUUAGAAUUUUCUCCAA